This is a messenger RNA of Arachis ipaensis, 889 nucleotides long. RefSeq names its product Tetratricopeptide repeat (TPR)-like superfamily protein. The record is from RefSeq and is a predicted model, not a curated record. NCBI's taxonomy places the organism in Eukaryota, Viridiplantae, Streptophyta, Magnoliopsida, Fabales, Fabaceae.
UCUUGAUUGAGAUAAGCAGCAACCAUGGAGUGGUCUCGGAAGUUUUCAACAAUCAACAUUCAACGAUGGCAAACUUUUCAAUCCCAAUCCCAAGAAACGGUUUGUCCAUACCCAACUACUCAACCAAACGCCCUUCAACACUUCACACGCCCCUCAAAGUUUCUUGCUCUGAGUCUGGGACGAAUUCGAAUGGAAUCAAGGGCCUAGCUUGUGGGAUUCUUGCUGCUUGCGCUGUCUCUUCUUCUGCAUUCUCUGUGACUGCUGCUAACCAGAGGCUGCCGCCGCUGUCAACUGAGCCGAACCGCUGCGAGCGAGCAUUUGUUGGCAACACAAUUGGGCAGGCAAAUGGAGUGUAUGACAAACCGUUAGAUCUCCGCCUCUGCGACUACACGAAUGAAAAAUCCAACCUCAAAGGGAAGUCCCUGUCAGCAGCACUCAUGUCAGAUGCUAAGUUUGAUGGUGCUGACAUGACAGAAGUUGUAAUGUCAAAGGCUUAUGCUGUUGGUGCCAGCUUCAAAGGUGUGGACUUCUCAAAUGCAGUGUUGGACCGUGUUAACUUUGGGAAUGCGAAUCUUGAAGGAGCUGUGUUUAGGAACACAGUGUUGUCAGGGUCUACUUUUGAUGAUGCUAAGCUGGAAGAUGCAGUGUUUGAGGACACUAUCAUAGGUUACAUUGAUCUUCAGAAGCUAUGCACAAAUAAAACCAUAAGUGAUGAAGGCAGAGCUGAGCUUGGUUGUCGAUCAUGACAAAAAUCUGGAUAGUCUUGUAGAUGAAUGCUACAUCCAAACAACAAAUAAACUGCGAUUAUUUCCCUUUUUUUUAUCUCCAGUAAAAUGUUAUAAGAUAUUAUCCGAUUUUAGUUUUAAACAAGGAGUUGAAGAUAGCCUCA